UCCGCCGCCGCUGCCGCCGCCGCCGCCCGGGAGCCGGGAGCCGGGAGCCGGGAGCCGGGCCGCCGUCAUGCUGAGCCGGCUCGGGGCGCUGCUGCAGGAGGCCGUGGGGGCGCGGGAGCCCAGCAUUGACCUGCUGGAGGCCUUCGUGGAACACUGGAAGGGCAUCACGAACUACUACAUUGAAAGCACAGAUGAAAACACCCCGGCCAAGAAAACAGAUAUUCCCUGGCGGCUGAAGCAAAUGCUGGACAUCCUGGUGUACGAGGAGAAGCAGCAGGCGGCAGCCGGUGAGGCGGGGCCGUGUCUGGAGUACCUGCUGCAGCACAAGAUCCUGGAGACCCUGUGCACGCUGGGCAAGGCCGAGUACCCGCCAGGCAUGCGGCAGCAGGUGCUCCAGUUCUUCAGCAAGGUUCUGGCCCAGGUGCAGCAUCCCCUCCUGCAUUACCUCAGCGUCCACAGGCCUGUGCAGAAACUUCUCCGACUUGGUGGGACAGUUCCUGGAUCCCUCACAGAAAAGGAGGAGGUGCAGUUCACCACUGUCCUCUGCUCCAAGAUCCAGCAGGAUCCAGCCCUGCUCACCUAUAUUCUAGAAGGUAAAAAGACCGUCGGUAGGAAGGAGGCAUCCAGAGAAGCCACCGCCCUGCCGAGAGAGGCAGCCGGCAUCAAGAACGAGGAGCAGCCCCACAGCAAAGCUCCUGACAGGGGUGCCUGGGGGGCCCGGGCCUUGAGCACCCAGCUGCCUGCUGAGACCGAGCAGCCCGAUGGAGGGACUGGGGAGAGCAACCUCAUCACCUCGCUGAUUGGCUUGUGCAAGAGCAAGAAAGGUCGGGUGGCCCUGAAGGCCCAGGAGAACCUGCUGCUCCUGGUAAGCGUGGCUUCCCAGGCAGCUGCCACCUACCUGGUGCAGAGCAGCCCUUGUUGCCCUGCCAUCGUCGAGCACCUCUGCCAGCUGUACCAGUCCCUGCCCAGCUUCCUGGACCCCGCAGACAUUGCCGCUUUAGAGGGCGUCAGCUGGAGGUUACCCAGUGCCCCGUCUGAUGAGGCUUCCUUCCCCGGCAAGGAGACCUUGGCUGCCUUCUUGGGCUGGUUUGAUUACUGCGACCACCUCAUCACAGAGGCACACACGGUGGUUUCGGAUGCCUUGGCAAAGUCUGUGGCUGAGAAGUUGUUUGUGGAGAUUCUGCAGCCCCAGCUCCUGCAUGUGUCUGAACAGAGCGUCCUGACCUCCACCGCCCUGCUCACGGCCAUGCUGCGCCAGCUCCGCUCCCCUGCCCUGCUGCGGGAGGCCGUGGCCUUCCUCCUGGGCACGGACCAGCAGCCUGCAGCCCCCGAGGACAGCCCUCACACCCUGGGCGGCCACCUCGUCAGGCACUGCGACCACCUCUCUGAUGAGAUCAGCAUCGCCACGCUGCGGCUGUUUGAGGAGCUGCUCCAGAAGCCCCACGAGCAGAUCGUCCACAGCCUGAUCCUGUGCCACCUCGAGGGCCGCCCUUACGUGGCCCGGGGCUCGCCCGAGCCCGAGAGCUACGAGGACACCCUAGAUCUGGAGGAAGACCCCUACUUCACGGAUGGCUUCCUUGACUCCGGCUUUCAACACUCCAUGAAGCCUCCCCCUGCCCCCGUCACCAACCCCGAUGGCAAAACAGCGGUGACCGAGAUUGUCAACAGUUUCCUCUGCCUCGUUCCUGAGGAAGCCAAGACCUCGGCUUUCCUGGAAGAGACCGGAUAUGACACAUACGUCCACGAUGCUUACGGACUGUUCCAGGAGUGCAGCUCCCGAGUGGCGCCCUGGGGCUGGCCGCCGGCUCCCACACCCCUGGACCCCCAUGAGCCCGAACGGCCUUUCUUUGAGGGUCACUUCCUCCGAAUGCUGUUUGACCGCAUGUCCCGGAUUUUAGAACAGCCGUACAGCCUGAACCUGCAAGUGACCUCAGUCUUGUCCCGGCUCGCCCUCUUCCCCCACCCCCUCAUCCACGAGUACCUCCUGGAUCCCUACAUCAACCUGGCCCCUGGCUGCCGGAGCCUGUUCUCUGUGCUCGUCAGGGUGAUCGGGGACUUGAUGCAGAGAAUUCAGAGGGUGCCCCAGUUCCCAGGCAAACUGCUUCUGGUGCGCAGGCAGCUGAUGGGCCAGGUGCCCGGGGAGCAGCUGGACCACCAGACCCUCCUCCAGGGCGUGGUAGUCCUUGAGGAAUUCUGCAAAGAGCUGGCUGCCAUCGCUUUCGUCAAGUUCCCCCCACAUGGUCCUCACCUGCGCCUCUCCGAACCCUCGGAAGGGCACGUCUGAACCAGGAACGUGACACCUCUGCCCAAGAGCUGCCUCCCGCCUGGCACUGCUGCCACCACUGUCCUCCCGGGGUGGGGGCUUGGCUCCGUCUCCUUCACAUCCCGG
Messenger RNA from Balaenoptera ricei (Rice's whale), 2389 nucleotides. RefSeq names its product FHF complex subunit HOOK interacting protein 2B (gene FHIP2B). The record is from RefSeq and is a predicted model, not a curated record. Lineage: Eukaryota; Metazoa; Chordata; Mammalia; Artiodactyla; Balaenopteridae. The transcript is spliced from 17 exons. The coding region runs from base 68 to 2284 and encodes 738 amino acids.